GGCCCAUUUAUUGGACGAGUGGAGGAGGGUGGCAGCUCAAAGCUCCACCUUAGUUGUCGCUCCCGUAUCUGUGGAUUGUUGGAACUGGAAGUGGUGGGGAUGGAGGCAGACGGAAAAGUAGGGGAGGAGGUGUGCGUGACGGGUGCUAGCGGUUUCAUCGGUUCCACUCUCGUCCGCCUCCUCCUCCGCCGGGGCUACACCAUCCGCGGCACCGUCCAGAACCUCCAGAAUGAGAAGGAGACGAGGCAUCUAGAAGCAUUAGAGGGAGCGGAUUCGAGGUUGCGUCUCUACCAGAUCGAUCUACUAGACUACGACUCUAUCUUCUCCGCCAUCAAUGGCGUCGUCGGCGUCUUCCACCUUGCCUCUCCAUGCACUGUGGAUCAAGUUACCGACCCACAGCGGGAGCUUCUUGAUCCAGCGAUACAAGGCACGCUCAACGUGCUCAAAGCGGCGAAAGCGAGCGGCGUGAAGCGGGUCGUUGUGACUUCGUCCAUUUCGGCCAUAGUUCCCAGCCCUGGUUGGCCAGCGGACGUUGUUAAGGGAGAAGAUUGCUGGAGCGACGUUGAGUACUGCAAGCAAAACGGAUUGUGGUAUCCACUGUCGAAAACUCUAGCGGAAAAAGAGGUAUGGAGAUUUGCGGAAGAGACUGGACUGAAUGUGGUUGUGGUUAAUCCGGGGACCGUGCUGGGUACCAUUCUGCCUCCAGCCAUCAAUGCGAGCAUGGGAAUGAUUGUUCGUCUUCUUCAGGGAUCCACCGAAUCGUAUAAGGAUUUCUACAUGGGACCUGUACAUGUGAAUGAUGUGGCUCUAGCACAUAUUUUGGUAUAUGAGAACGCUUCUGCAUCAGGAAGGCAUCUUUGUGUUGAAUCUAUUGCUCAUUAUAGCGACUUUGUGGAAACAUUUGCAAGGCUUUAUCCAGAAUAUAACUUACCUAGGUUCACUGAGGAAACGCAGCCUGGGUUACUGAGGGCAAGUAAUGCAUCCAAAAAGCUGAUUGAUUUGGGGAUGCAGUUUAUUCCAAUAGAGCAAAUCAUCAAGGACUCGAUGGCUUCACUACGAGAGAAAGGGUUUUUGAAUUGAAAAAUGCUGCCCAGAAUAUGACAUGAUAUGGCAUGUUUUCUACGCUUUCAUGGUUUUCUGCAUCUAUAUUACUGUACGUAUUCCCAGCAUAAAAUGGUCUUUAAGCUUUGACUCUUCUCAUUAUGUA
Molecule: messenger RNA, 1207 nt
Organism: Nymphaea colorata (pocket water lily)
Lineage: Eukaryota; Viridiplantae; Streptophyta; Magnoliopsida; Nymphaeales; Nymphaeaceae
Product: cinnamoyl-CoA reductase 1
Exons: 6
Coding region: 100-1080 (326 amino acids)
Molecular function (GO): oxidoreductase activity, acting on the CH-OH group of donors, NAD or NADP as acceptor
Source: RefSeq, a predicted model, not a curated record